Molecule: messenger RNA, 3204 nt
Organism: Pseudomassariella vexata
Lineage: Eukaryota; Fungi; Ascomycota; Sordariomycetes; Amphisphaeriales; Pseudomassariaceae
Product: Spc97/Spc98 family protein
Exons: 2
Coding region: 279-3044 (921 amino acids)
Biological process (GO): spindle assembly; meiotic cell cycle; mitotic cell cycle
Cellular component (GO): centrosome; gamma-tubulin small complex; mitotic spindle pole body
Molecular function (GO): microtubule minus-end binding; gamma-tubulin binding
Source: RefSeq, a predicted model, not a curated record
ACAUGACCCCCAAUGCAAGCAGCAAAGAAAAUUGGCAUUGCGCAAUGCGAAUUGCAUAUUGUAACUCGGCAAUUGUUCCAGAUAUAUAACCAAUCAGGUCUAUUUCUUGAGAUUCCACUGUGCCUAAUCUCAGGCUUGGCGUGGUUGCGAUCGUACUUCUCCCCUACAUUGUUGAAUUACAUGUUGCUUCAAACCCAGCACAACCCCAUGCGAAGCGAACCCCAGGUCGCGAGUCACGUACUCCCCCGCGCCUGUUCUGGUUCUAUGCAGUAACAACAAUGUCUGCCUCUUCGUCCCAAGACCGAGAGCGGCGCAUUAAUCUCAGCAUUAACCGUCUGAUAACUCAAACUGUGCCAUCUGACGACGCAGUCUCCGAUGAAGAGGUGCAAGGCAGACACGACUGGUACGCAGAGGAAAUCAAGGCCGCCUUCAAAGAGAAGCCGACUCCCGCAAUUGCGUCCGACGUAAAUCAUGCCUCGGACCUCAUCAAGCGGAAGCUCAUCCAAACGAACCCGAGCCAGGCCUUGCGCUUCACGAAUCUGUACUCAAGGCUGCUGGCGUUGCCGGUCCUAAAUCAAAAAUGGGCUAUGCUCUACCUGCUCUACCAGCUUGCCGAUUCGCACGAUCCCAACGUGGACGACCGAGACGCCUACGAGGAGUACAUCAAGGAGGAGCGCAAGCUGAGGGAGCAGCGGCGGAGACCGGUUAGUCGUGCAGGAGCGCCAUCGUCACCUGAGUCGCCGCGACCGCGCAGUCACCGGGGAAUCGCUCAAGAAGCUGUUGACAAUGAGCUCUAUCCUACGGCUGCCGGUCUCAAAACAGUGCCACCGCCGAGUAGAACGCGGUCAAUCAGGGCCGAGUCCGUUGGUGAAUACUCGGAAUACCCAGAAACCAUGGCCGAGUCGAAGGAAUUCAAACGACCCUAUACGGCGGACAAGGAGCCAUUACAACCUACGAAACGAGGUGUGGCUAUCAAAUCCAAGAUGCUGGCUGAGAACUAUGCCGACAUCGAUCCCUCCGAGCCGGCGUUACUAAGAGACCUUCCCUACACUUUACAGGGGCUUUCUUCGUCGACGCUACCAUUCGGGAAACCCUAUUCGCUCAAACUACCGCGUACGCUCCCGACACCUUUGAUAUCACUGUUAAAUACCUUGGCAGAACCAUCCUUGCUUUACCGCACACUGGAAGACUUCAUCCAGACACCCGCAACUGGCUUGUUGAACCAAAGUCUGCGCGCCGCUAUCAACAGCGAACUGCGUGCGUAUCUUACCCUUGUGGCGACAUUAGAAGGCCAAAUCAGGCUAGCCUUGUCUACCAUCGAUGAGAAUGCCCCUCGCAGUGGGAUUGGCAAGGCAGGCGUGACAUUAAAGCGUUGUGUUGUAUGGACACAUGAAGCGACCAUGGGUCUCCGCCUUAUGAGCUUGAUUGCAGAGGAAUCCAGGAGCAAGAAGGGAGGCCAACUGAUCUCUCUAAUCCAUUCUUUCUCUUCGACACAUGGCGAUCCCAUAGUCGGCGCAUUUGCCGAGCGCCUCCUAACUCCUGUAACUCGUCCCUUCUAUGAUAUCCUGCGACAUUGGAUAUACGAUGGUGAGUUAUCAGAUCCGUACCUCGAGUUCUUUGUGCAGGAGCAGACUGGAGAGGACGUGCCGAAGGGCAAGUCGGGAUCCACAAACGUCUGGGAAGACAAGUACAAGGUGAUGGCACCCAUGAUUCCUACCAUCAUAACUCCUGACUUCGCCGAGAAAAUCUAUUUGAUUGGAAAAUCAUUGAACUUCAUCCGUCACUCCUGCAGCGACUCGGAAUGGGUUGAAUCAUACUCCAAAGAAUCGUCCAAGGAGCUCCGCUACGGUGACACGGCAACCCUGGAGGCGUGGAUCGACGAGGCAUACAAAACCACCAUGCGUCGCUUGUUGUACCUUAUGACAGCCAAAUUUCACCUCUUCGAGCACCUACAGGCCCUUAAGUCAUACAUUCUUCUCGGUCAAGGUGACUUCAUUGCCCUUCUCAUGGAAUCGCUCGCUGCGAACCUCGACCGGCCGGCCGGUGCACAGUACAGACACACUUUGACGGCGCAGCUAGAGCACGCCAUCCGCGGCUCGAAUGCGCAGUACGACAGCCCCGAAGUUCUACGCCGGCUGGACGCAAGAAUGCUGCAGCUGAGUCAUGGCGACAUAGGUUGGGACUGCUUCACGCUCGAAUACAAGAUUGACGCUCCUGUCGACGUUGUGGUUUCUGACUGGGGUAACCGACAAUACCUCAAAGUAUUCAACUUUCUUUGGCGCAUAAAGCGCGUCGAGUUCGCUCUCUCGUCGACCUGGCGCAAGGUAACAACUGGCUCCCGCGGGGUUCUCCAAACGCGCCACGCAACAGUACAACAGACGUGGAAGACAACGCGGGGUGUCUUGGCCGAAAUGGUGCAUUUCGUCGGGCAGCUACAAUACUAUAUCCUCUUUGAAGUCAUCGAGUCCAGCUGGACCGAGCUGCAAACCAAACUUAACACGCCCGACAUCACACUGGACGAUAUGAUCCGGGCGCACACGAACUACCUCAACUCCAUCACACAUAAGGGCCUCCUGGGUGCCCGCCGCCGCCGUUUCGCUGGCACGAGUGCGAACGAGGAGGACGAGAACAGCUACAUGGUCCAGCUGGCCGAGUUGCUGCGCUCCAUGCUCUCGUACCGCGACUGCGUCGACGGGCUUUACAGCUGGUCGGUGUCUGACUUCACCCAACGCCAGGAGUUCGACUUGUUGUCGACGCAGAAGAACCAGCCAUCGCCAUCACAACCAGACGACGAGGAAAUACCCGGAGGUCCGCAGUCCGAGUUUCCUGCGCUUCAGGAAAGGCUGAAACAUAUAGGUGAUCGCUUCCGGACGAAAUUGCAAAUACUACUUGGGGAUUUGGCGUACCAGGCCGACGUAGACCUGAGGUUCUUAGGCGUUGCCAUGAAUUUUAAUGAUGUCUAUCAGCCGGUGCGACGGAAGGCGAAGAGCACGCCUGCGCAUUCUACUGCUGGCACAGUUGUAGAGAAGAGCGUCAAAGGUUGAGGUCUCCGUUUCACAACUUGAGAUCAGGACUGGCACAGCCCAGAGCAAAUGGAUAUGUUCAUCAUAGCGGAAUAAAAAGGAAAUAACAAGAGACAUAUUGGCACAUAAUGGCGAGGUAUACUGGUCAAUUGACAAACUUUGCGAAUCGCUUUUUCAAUCU